AUGUUUGCACCAUCAUAUAAUCCCCAUGUGGACCCGUCAACAUGCCAAGGACCCUACGAUCCAUCCGAUGAUACCACUAAACUGGCCGGCUGGAGAUAUGGAUCGAUGACUCCGCCAGAGGCUCCUUCGCGUUGGUAUAAUCUAAUUAUUCCAGAGUCGGCAAGACGAAUAAUUCUAGGUUCUACAGAAUGGAUCGAGGAUGUUGAGGAUAUCCAGCCAAAUAACAACGGAGAACUGAAUAAGGAAGAGAAAGAGGAGGAGGAGGAGAGGGAGAAGGAAGAGACACCUUCUUGGAGAUAUGGGUCAAUCACGCCGCCAAAUAGAUGGUAUGAUCGGUUUGUUCCAAAGUCGAUAAAACGGACACAGGUAUCGAAAAACUUGGAAGCUAACAAAUCAAAGGAGAUGGAAGCACAGAUUGAGAGUGAGCGCGAGGCUGAGAUUGAGAGAAGAGAAUUCCUAAAGAAGGAAUAUGGCGACGUCGACUGUGGGCACUGCUCUGCAUCUGGAGAGUGGACUGAGCGAGGAACAUGUAUGUGCACCUUAACCUGGAGGCUCCCCGGCAGGUUCCCUCGAUCUUUCUGCGAAACAAUUUGUGAUGGAAUCGUCGUUCGCACUGGCAUGGAAGUACCCCCAGUGGAGUCACCUCCUGUUGAAUCGCCAAAAGAGGAAGAGCGAUCGCCAGAGCCAUGUUGGGAAGUUAAGCCCGACCCUUCGGAGCCAGAGACAAGAUUAUGUUGGGUGAAGCAGUAUAAUCCUCGAUCACAGCGGUACGAAUAUGUCGCGAAGCCGUGGCGACCGCCUGAGGAGGGCGACGAAUCCGAAGAUGAAGCACACGAUUACUGUCAUGAAACCCUCGGACAGAAUGGGAUGUACAGAUAUGAAAAUCGACCUGAACAUGAAUAUGUUCCUGGUUCUUCGACUCCUCGAAGAGUUAGAGAAGAAGUCCAGAGUCCUUUCUCCUGCGGUAGGAAGCCGCCCUGGCUCCAGCAUGUCCGCAGAUUCGUUCGAGCCGAAGAACUCGAUAGCCCCCCUCCUCCUGCUUCGCAGUUUAUAAGUAAAAAUGGAACCAUCUUAGGAAAAUUCUCGGAAGGAUAUUUCAAGAUCCCAUACUACGAUCCGGAAUGUCGAAAAUUUCGGUAUGCAGAACCGCGUACAAUUGAUAUGAGAAACCUCAAAUUAGAUUUUACAUCGACCGCCCCGCCCCCGAAGCCAGUGGCCCCUCGAAGACCGAAAAUGCUACCAAAGAGACCAUUGGUUAUGGCGCAGAGGAAGGAACCCGUGCAGAUACGGGUGCCAAAAUAUGACCCGACUCCCAGGUAUGAGCCCCCACCGAUCCGAGUACCAGUAAGGCCGAAGCCGAAGCCGAAGUCGACGCCAAAGCCUCGUAUCGAAAAUCCGUAUCAUUCGCCACGGUUCGUGGCAUUCCCACCAAGUUCAAAAAAUUAUCAAAAUGAUACACCUUGCCCACCUCCCAGGAAACCUAAGGUAACACUGAAGGACGACGACAAAGAAUAUCAGCCAACCGGGGGUGAAGAAUCCGAGGAACGAGAAGUCGAAAGCCCAUCACGUCCCCGCGUGCCGAAGAAAACAGUAAAGAAGAAAAGAAGAAAUUCUGAUCCGACGUAUAAACAACAUGGUGUGCGCGAAAACAACAAAAUCGAGAAAAGCGAUCUCCAACAAAUGAAGAAUGAAGAGGUAGUCAACGGCGGGCAAUCGAAGGAGAAGCCGUCGGCGCCCCGCCCUGUGAAACCAAAGCCAGACUUCAAGCCGAAAUCAAUCCUGAAGAACGGCAAGAGGGAGAAUACCAAGCCAAUCCUUAGCAAGAAUAAAUGGCAUAAUGUAGGGGAAGUCCCGUCCAAAGUUUCGAAAUCAAAAGAAAAAACGGGGAGGUCACAGCAGAAUAAUUUAUCCCACCCAAAGACACCAGCUCCAAAGGAGAAAGCAAGCAAGGACGGUGAAUAUAUUCCAGUUCGAGAUCGUGAGGAAGAGAGGCGAGAGCGACUCGAUAUCUUGGAUAUGAAAAACCGGGUUGAUAAGGAAGUCGAAAAGGAAACUAGGUCUGAGGGUGGCUCUGACUCCGAGCAGAGUGAUAAUAAAGGUGAAUCUUCAAACCUUGUAAAACCUCAAAAGAAGACAGUGCGAAGGCGGAAAGCUCCCGAAGAUCGUGCCUAUAAACCAGGACGUCGUGUAUAG
This is a messenger RNA of Orbilia oligospora ATCC 24927, 2193 nucleotides long. RefSeq lists its product as uncharacterized. The coding region runs from base 1 to 2193 and encodes 730 amino acids. The transcript has a single exon. Lineage: Eukaryota; Fungi; Ascomycota; Orbiliomycetes; Orbiliales; Orbiliaceae. The record is from RefSeq and is a predicted model, not a curated record.